Messenger RNA from Nicotiana tabacum (common tobacco), 2400 nucleotides. The record is from RefSeq and is a predicted model, not a curated record. NCBI's taxonomy places the organism in Eukaryota, Viridiplantae, Streptophyta, Magnoliopsida, Solanales, Solanaceae.
AUGAGUAACAAGAUGUAUACUGGAGGUUACAAUGGUGGAGGACAAUCUAAUGUCAGUUCAAAUAACUCAAAUGGAAGUUAUAAACCUAGAAACACAGCUGGUAAAUCUACAGUCUGGUGUGAUUAUUGCAAAUACAAAGGUCAUACCAGGGAAAAUUGCUUCAAGUUUCAUGGUUAUCCAUCUGAUUUCAAGAACAAGAGAAGAGGUGGAGCUCCACAUGCUCAAGCCAAUAGUGCUAUUAAUUCUAGUUGUUCAGAGCCACAAGUACAGGGACAACAGGUGACAACUACUCCAUCUCCAGCUCAUUUCUUCACUCAGGAACAGUACCAGCAAAUCAUGCACCUGUUGAACAAGGACAUGGAGGUUGAAUCUGUGGCCAAUGGUGUUGCUGCAGGGCCAACAGGUACUGCACAUGCUUUUAUGACUAAUCUAGUUCAUAAUAACUGGAUAAUAGACACAUGUUCCACAAACCAUAUGGUUCACAGUUUGAAUUUGCUAGAGACUUAUGAUGAAAUACUUGAUAAUGCUAGGAGUAAGGUUCAUUUACCAACUAGAGAACAUGUGUCUAUCACUCAUGUAGGUAUUUGUUCAUUCUUCAAGAACAAGAAGGUUCAGAAUAUCUUUCACAUUCUAGAGUUUAAGUACAACCUCCUCUCAGUAUCAAAACUCACAAAGGAACUGAGGUAUCUUGUAGCAAUUUACCCUGACUUCUGUGUCUUUCAGGAACUCUCAAGUGGAAAGGUUUUGGGGAUUGGUAAGGAAGCGCUUGGUUUGUAUAUCCUCAAGGUAGAUGACAGACAAGUGCUCAAUCAACAAGCUUCCUCUUCACUAGUAUCUCUUUCUACUUCAACUGUAAAUACCAUAUCAGAUGACAUCAAUAAAGGUAAUAACCUAACAGAGAAUAAGUCAUGUCCUGUAUUCUCCUUAUGGCAUAAGAGGUUAGGUCAUUCUCCUUUAAAGGUUUUGAGGUCUGUGAAAUAUUUGCAUGAUAUGCAUUUUAAACAACAUCACUGUACUGCGUGUCAUGUUGCCAAACAAUCAAGACUACCAUUUCCUGUUAGCUCCUCUUACUCUAAAUCUAUUUUUGAUAUGGUUCAUGGUGAUAUUUGGGGACCUUAUAGAGUACCUACUCAUGAUGGAAAAAGGUAUAUUUUAACCCUAGUAGAUGACUACUCAAAAUAUACUUGGCUUUUCUUACUGCAUUCCAAGUCAGAUACUAAUGAAGUAUUGAAAAACUUUGUAGAACUAAUAUAUACACAGUUUGAUAGCAAGCUUAAAUGCUUAAGAACAGAAAAUGGUAUAGAAUUUUUCAAUGAUCAAUUACAAACCUUAUUAAAGAAACAGGGGAUUGUGCAUCAAACCUCCUGUAUAUAUACUCCUCAACAGAAUGGAACUGUUGAAAGAAAACACAGGUCAAUCUUGGAUAUGGCCAGAGCUCUCAGAUUCCAAGCUCACUUGCCUCUCAGUUCUGCAUCUCUCUUUCCUUUGCCCUCACCAGUGCCUUCUCCUACCACAACUUGUGAAUCCUCUGCUCUUUCUGUACCACUCAGGAAGUCUUCAAGAUUAACUAAACCACCUGUGUGGCUAACUGACUAUGUAGUUCCAUCAAAGAAAUCGGUCUGUUCCUAUCCUAUGAUCAAUCAUAUGGCAUAUGAUAAACUGUCACCUAGUUGCAGAUCUUCUUUGACUGCUUUCUCAGCCAUUGUGGAGCCUAAGUCCUUUGCUGAAGCUAGUCAAGACCUCAAAUGGAUUGAGGCUAUGAAGGCUAAGAUUACUGCUCUUGAAGAAAACAAAACUUGGUCCAUUAUUCCUUUGCCUCUUGGGAAGUUUUCUAUAGGCUGUAAAUGGGUCUUUAAAGUCAAGUACAAAUCCUCUGUUGAAUUGGAAAGGUACAAAUCAAGACUAGUAGCCAAAGGUUACAGUCAACAGAAAGGUUUGGAUUAUACAGAAACGUUUUCUCCAGUGGCUAAAAUGGUCACUAUCAGAGCUAUAGUUGCCUUAGCUGUUGCUUUUGGUUGGUAUGUGUUUCAUAUGGAUGUCCAUAAUACUUUUUUUCAAGGAGAUCUCCUAGAGGAAGUUUACAUUCAUGUUCUUGAUAGCUUUUCAAGUGAGGGGGAGUGUCAGCAGAAAAUAGCCUCAGACUUGGUUGUCAUUCUAGUUUAUGUGGAUGAUCUCCAGGUAACUGGAAGUUAUAUGACACUAAUCAAACAGGUCAGGAAAAGGUUGCAAGAGAGGAAGUAUGCCCUUGAGCUUGUGUCAGAGCUUGGUCUAGCAGGAGGAAAGACAGCAACUACACCUCUUGAAUUCAACCAUACGCUCACAUCCAUUGAGUUUGACAAAGAAGUACCAAAUGACAAUACUACUGAGGAUAAGGAACUUGAAGAAAAAGGCAGUUAUUAG